Molecule: messenger RNA, 1199 nt
Organism: Hippocampus zosterae (dwarf seahorse)
Lineage: Eukaryota; Metazoa; Chordata; Actinopteri; Syngnathiformes; Syngnathidae
Product: profilin-2-like
Exons: 1
Coding region: 168-587 (139 amino acids)
Biological process (GO): positive regulation of actin filament bundle assembly; actin cytoskeleton organization; regulation of actin filament polymerization
Cellular component (GO): cytoplasm
Molecular function (GO): actin binding
Source: RefSeq, a predicted model, not a curated record
AAGCAAUAGUUCGUGGAGUGAUCUUGUCAGAACGACACCUUAUCUGGCUGCAGUGGAUUCUCUUGGUUUGGUGAGCUGACAAGAAACCUGGCUACUUGACGAUUACAAUUUCAAGUAGCAUCUGUCAACUUUUUGGGAUCUUGGACCCGUCGUCAGAAAAUAAAAAAAUGUCCUGGCAAAGUUAUGUGGAGAGCCUGAUGGCAGAAGGCACCUGCCAGGAUGCAGCCAUUGUUGGCUAUGGUGACGCCAAAUAUGUCUGGGCGUCAUUAAGCGGCGGCACGUUUGCCAACAUCACACCCGCUGAAAUCGACGUGAUGGUGGCAAAGGAACGGGACUCUUUCUUCACCCAGGGGCUGACCUUAGGCAAUAAAAAAUGCUCUGUACUCAGAGACAGCCUCAAUGUCGAUGGUGACUGGACAAUGGACUUCCGGACCAAGAAUCAAGAUGGAGGGCCCACGUACAACAUUUCUGUAGCCAGAACUGACAAAGUGUUAGUUUUGGUCAUGGGGAAGGCAAGUACCCACGGAGGGGUGCUUAACAAGCAAGCGUAUGGGAUGGCGGAAUACCUAAGGAGGUCUGGAUACUAAAGCGGCCCUUUUCUACCCAGCUAUCUGUCAACCACUUCCUGUCCCUGUUGACAGUUCCUCUCCUCAUUCCUGCCCAAACCGUCUUCACCUUUUUAGUUGUUCCAUAGCCAAGAUAAGCUGAGGACAAAGGAAGUCAGUGAACAAAGACAAACAACAUGAAAGCCAAGCAAUUGGACAUUUUUCUUCCGUGUCCCGUUGGGUGUAAGCGCUUAGAGAGCAGCCAAUGCAUUUCUUUGGGGAUGGGAACAGUUUAAAAAAAGUAGCUAAUCGCAUCUUCCACCUUUCCCAACAACGGCCUACUGGAGGAGCGACUGCGUGCGUAUCUGUUGACUUUCCUGCCCUUCACACCGUACCAGAAAAAGCCCUUUUUGCCGGAUGCCCUCAGUUCUGCGCACGCAUGUCACCCUGUCUAGGUAUUGUAGUUUGACGCAGUUUAACAAUCAUGAAACUGAAUGUUUCUCUUGUUUUCUACACAUCAAAAAGCAAUGGACAUUCCGCAGUUAACAUAUCGGGUAUUUUAUUACUGUUUUUCUUUUGGCAGCUUCUGUAAUGUACCUCAUUUGUUAACAGCCGCCAUUUUGUUGGACAAUAGAUAUCACUGCUUUCAAACUA